Messenger RNA from Lynx canadensis (Canada lynx), 2283 nucleotides. It is a transcript of the gene SOX4, whose product is annotated as SRY-box transcription factor 4. Bases 807 to 2240 code for a protein of 477 amino acids. The record is from RefSeq and is a predicted model, not a curated record. The transcript has a single exon. Gene Ontology annotation, molecular function: RNA polymerase II cis-regulatory region sequence-specific DNA binding; DNA-binding transcription activator activity, RNA polymerase II-specific. Lineage: Eukaryota; Metazoa; Chordata; Mammalia; Carnivora; Felidae. Gene Ontology annotation, biological process: anatomical structure morphogenesis; positive regulation of transcription by RNA polymerase II; cell differentiation.
AGCUGCAGCAAGAGAAACCGUGUGAGGGGAAGAGGCCUGUUUCGCUCCCGGGUCUCUAGUUCUUGCACGCUCUUUAAGAGUCUGCAUUAGAGGAACUCUGCCAUUACCAGCUCCCUUCUUGCAGAAGGGAGGGGGAAACAUACAUUUAUUCAUGCCAGUCUGUUGCACGAAGGCUUUUUGGCUUCCUACCUUGCAACAAAAUAAUUGCACAAACUCCUUAGUGCCGAUUCCGCCCACAGAGAGUCCUGGAGCCAGAGUCUUUUUUGCUUUGCAUUGUAGGAAAGGGACUAAGUGAUAGAGACUAUGUCGCUUUCCUGAGCUCCUGAGAGAGCGCUCGUGAACUGGAACCAACUGCUUCAGGGGAAGAAAAAAAAAAAAAAAAAAAAAAAAAGACUUGCCUGGGAGGCGGCGAGAAACUUGCACUGGAAGCUUCAGCAACCAACAUUCAAGAAACUCCUCUCCACUUUAGCACGGUCUCCAGACUCAGAGCCGAGAGACAGAGCAAACUGCGGCGCGGUGAGAGAGAGAGAGAAAGCGAGAGCCAGAAGGAGAGGGAGGGAGAGACUCUCCAGCCUGGGAACUAUAACUCCUCUGCAAGAGGCAGACUACUCCUUCCCCGCAUCUUUGGGAGACUUUUCUCUCUUCGCCCAACGCCGCCCCGGCGAGGAGUGGAGGGGCCCGCACGGCCGCCGCGCGCGUUCUCCCGCUCGGCGUGUGCUUGGCCCGGGGAGCCGGGAGGGCCCGGCGAUCGCGCCGCGGCCGCCGCGAGGGUGUGAGCGCGCGUGGGCGCCCGCCGAGCCGGGGCCAUGGUGCAGCAAACCAACAACGCCGAGAACACGGAAGCGCUGCUGGCGGGCGAGAGCUCGGACUCGGGCGCCGGCCUCGAGCUGGGCAUCGCCUCCUCCCCCACGCCCGGCUCCACCGCCUCCACGGGCGGCAAGGCCGACGACCCGAGCUGGUGCAAGACGCCGAGCGGGCACAUCAAGCGACCCAUGAACGCCUUCAUGGUGUGGUCGCAGAUCGAGCGGCGCAAGAUCAUGGAGCAGUCGCCCGACAUGCACAACGCCGAGAUCUCCAAGCGGCUGGGCAAACGCUGGAAGCUGCUCAAAGACAGCGACAAGAUCCCUUUCAUUCGGGAGGCGGAGCGGCUGCGCCUCAAGCACAUGGCUGACUACCCCGACUACAAGUACCGGCCCAGGAAGAAGGUGAAGUCCGGCAACGCCACAUCCAGCGCCUCGGCCGCCGCCUCCUCCAAGCCGGGGGAGAAGGGAGACAAGGUCGGUGGCGGGGGCGGCCACGGGGGCGGCGGCGGCGGGAGCGGCAACGCGGGGGGAGGAGGCGGCGGCGCGAGCGGCGGCGGCGCCAACUCCAAACCCGCGCAGAAAAAGAGCUGCGGCUCCAAAGUGGCGGGCGGCGCGGGCGGCGGGGUCAGCAAGCCGCACGCCAAGCUCAUCCUGGCGGGCGGCGGCGGCGGCGGCGGCGGGAAGGCGGCGGCCGCGGGCGCCUCCUCCUCCUUCGCGGCCGAGCAGGCGGGGGCCGCUGCCCUGCUGCCCCUGGGCGCCGCCGCGGCCGCCGCCGACCACCACUCGCUGUACAAGGCGCGGACUCCCAGCGCGGCCGCCUCGGCCUCCGCGGCCGCCUCCGCCGCGCCGGGCCUGGCGGCCCCGGGCAAGCACCUGGCCGACAAGAAGGUGAAGCGCGUCUACCUGUUCGGAGGCCUGGGCGCGUCCUCGUCGCCCGCGGGCGGCGUGGGCGCGGGCGCCGACCCCAGCGACCCUCUGGGCCUGUACGAGGAGGGGGGCGCGGGCUGCUCGCCCGACGGGCCGAGCCUGAGCGGCCGCAGCAGCGCCGCGUCGUCGCCGGCCGCCGGCCGCUCGCCCGCCGACCACCGCAGCUACGCCAGCCUGCGCGCCGCCUCGCCCGCCCCGUCCAGCGCGCCGUCGCACGCGUCCUCGUCGGCCUCGUCCCACUCGUCGUCGUCCUCGUCGUCGGGCUCCUCGUCCUCCGACGACGAGUUCGAAGACGACCUGCUCGACCUGAACCCCAGCUCAAACUUUGAGAGCAUGUCCCUGGGCAGCUUCAGCUCGUCGUCGGCGCUGGACCGGGACCUGGAUUUUAACUUCGAGCCCGGCUCCGGCUCGCACUUCGAGUUCCCGGACUACUGCACGCCCGAGGUGAGCGAGAUGAUCUCGGGAGACUGGCUGGAGUCCAGCAUCUCCAACCUGGUCUUCACCUACUGAGAGGGGGGCGCGCGCGCGCGGGCCGGGAGCAGAGGGCCGGGUU